GAUCUUCGCGACAAGCGGAUGCUGACAGAAGCAGCGAAGUGAAACAGAUUUAAAGGAAAUUGCUGUAUCGCGGAGUAAGAGUAACGUUUCGUAUACAUUAGUGUGACAUUCAAAGAGACUAGAAUUAAUUUGCGACUGUACGAAAAAGAGGAAUGUGUUCUCUAUCGUGCUGGAAUAACUAAUUAAAUCCGCGAUAAGGGGAACCCCACUGUAUGUUGAAAACUAUUUGACGGAGCAACUUGAAGUUCUGUGGACAUAUUCGAUAGAUAGGCAUAGUUCCCGUCCGAACUAUCGAGUUAAUAUCUGCAAAGUUCAGUGACCCAUCGACAGGAUAUGAAAAGAGACAAAGGAGUGCUUAAAGGAGAAAGACGAAUUAAAUGCCAAUCGUUAACCGAGAGUCGAGUUGUGAGGAGUUAAUUAUUUGCGAGUCGAAAGAAAGUUGCCGAAUUGUUAUGAGUUGUAAACUAUUAGUUAUUGCCGAACUUUGUCCUCUAUCGUCGAGAGAUUGAAUAACGAUAAGAUAAAAUGGCAUUUGAAAUUUUAUGCUACGUGACAGUGGUGUUCAUUGCGCUGUAUUAUUAUUUUACGGCAAAAUUCAACUUUUGGAAGGAUCGUUCAGUUCGAGGUCCAAAACCUAUACCAGUGUUUGGCAAUAUCUUCUGGCCGAUGAUUGGCAAGAUAUCGAUUGCAGAAUACUUGCAGAAGCUGCAUAACGAAUAUAAAGACGAACCCAUGAUCGGGUUAUUCGUACGAAGAACACCUCAUCUUGUUAUACAGGACCCUGAGCUUAUUAAAGACGUUCUUAUCAAAGACUUUUCUAAAUUCGCGAAUCGCGGAUUCUUGAAGCAAGAAAUAGCGGAACCACUCUCCCAGCACCUCUUCUCUUUAGAAGUAGAAAGAUGGAGGCCAUUAAGAAUGCAACUUUCCCCGGUAUUUACGUCUGGCAAACUCAAAGGAAUCUUCUCUCUGAUUUUCGAAUGUGCUAAACGUAUCGAGAGCUAUUUAGAUAUAUUGAUAGCGAAAGGAGAGCCUAUCGAGGUGCGAGAACUUGCGGCCAAGUAUACUACCGACGUAAUAGGCAGCUGUGCCUUUGGGAUUGAGAUGAAUUCGUUGUCGGAUAAGGAAAGCGAAUUUCGCCGAAUGGGCAAAGAAAUCUUUGCUACACACUGGAAGGCGGUCCUGAAAUUCAGGAUGAAAGAGUGCAUGGGAGAGUUGUACGAUUUACUUGGUUAUAUCCUUCCGGCGGACAAAGUGAACGUAUUCAUUGAGAGGAUCACCAUCGAAACGUUGAACUACAGGAAAGAGCACAACAUCGUUAGGCAGGAUUUCAUGAAUACGUUGUUGGAACUUCGGAACAACCCCGAAAAAAUAAAGGAUAUUAAAUUAACGGACACUUUGCUCGCUGCACAAGCAUUCGUAUUCUUCGCGGCAGGUUUUGAAACUUCAUCGAUGACGAUCAGCAACGCUCUGUACGAGUUGGCUCUGAAUCAAGAGCUACAAAAGAAACUGCGAGAAGAAAUAAAAGAAUUCGAUACGAAAAAUUCCGGGGAUUGGAAAUACGAGACUAUAAAGCAGAUGACAUAUUUGGACAAAGUAUUUAAAGAGACAUUAAGGAAAUAUCCACCUUUGGCAUUCAUAUCCAGAGAGACAACGGACAAUUAUACUUUCUCGAACACGAAAGUAUCGCUAGAAAAAUGCAUGAGAGUCUGGAUACCGGUAUUUUCUAUUCACAGGGAUCCAAAUAUCUAUUCAGACCCAGAUAAGUUUGAUCCUGAGAGAUUUUCCAAGGAAGCAGUAGAUGCGAGGCAUCCUAUGCACUAUUUGCCCUUUGGCCAUGGUCCAAGGAAUUGUAUUGGUGCACGUUUCGCAAUUUACCAAACGAAGAUUGGAUUAAUUAAGAUUCUGCAUAAUUACGAGGUGCACGUUUGUGAGAAGACACCGAUUCCAUACGAGUUAAACCCCUUUGCAUUUAUAAUAUGCCCGAAAGGAGGAUUAUAUUUAAAAAUAAUUAAAAGCAAAAAUUAAUUUACUAAUUCUCGAAUUAAUUUUCUAUCUAUAUAAGAGAGCAAUACAGAAUGUUCAUGUGUUGCAUGUACCUGGUAUGUAAAUAUGUAUAUGAUAUUCUUUCUAGUAGUUCGUUUAUGUAAUAUCAUAGAAAUAUAUACGUAUAUAAUAAAUAUAUAUAAACAGUGAA
This is a messenger RNA of Bombus terrestris (buff-tailed bumblebee), 2194 nucleotides long. Its product is annotated as probable cytochrome P450 6a14. Gene Ontology annotation, molecular function: oxidoreductase activity, acting on paired donors, with incorporation or reduction of molecular oxygen; heme binding; monooxygenase activity. The transcript is spliced from 7 exons. The record is from RefSeq and is a predicted model, not a curated record. Lineage: Eukaryota; Metazoa; Arthropoda; Insecta; Hymenoptera; Apidae. The coding region runs from base 526 to 2025 and encodes 499 amino acids.